AUGCUGUAUACCAAUGCCACUAUAGUGACUGUCGAUGCCUCGCGUCGCAUCAUCACCGAUGGCGCGAUUCGCGUAGUCGAGGAUACCAUCAACGAUAUCGGCAAAGCCGAGACUCUGGAGUCACUGUAUCCGGACGACGAGAAGUGCGAUCUCUCUGGUCGGAUCAUCGUCCCGGGGUUGAUCUCAACCCACAUGCAUACAGCACAGACCCUGCUGCGAGGUACCGCCGAUGACUUGGAGCUAGUGUCGUGGCUGUGUGAGCGGAUUUGGGUCCUGCAGGGCAACUUCACGGCAGAAGACGGAUACGCUGCGGCACGCUUGAGUAUCGGAGAGAUGCUCAAGUCCGGCACGACUUGCUUUUUGGAGAGCAUGUUCGCCGACCGGUACGGAUUCGACGGGCUCUGUCGGGCCGUGGAAGAAAGUGGCAUUCGUGGCUGUCUGGGCAAGAUUGUCAUGGAUAUUGCCAAGUAUGCCCAAGAUGACGCAUGGGCGAUGCAUCCCGGCCUUGUUGAGGAUCGCCAGACCUCACUCCUGGGCACAGUCAAGAUGUGGGAGAAAUGGAAUGGUGCGGCCAACGACAGGAUCAGGGUCUGGUUUGGCGCCAGGACCCCAGGAGGUGUCUCCGAUGCAUUGUACAAGGAGAUGACAAGCAUUUCCAAGGAAAAGGGCAUCCCCAUCACCAUGCAUUGUGCCGAGGUCAAGGCCGAUCGAGAUUUCUUCGCAUCAGUGGACCAUACGCCGAUGUCAUACUGCGACUCCGUUGGUUUGCUCGGUGAUGCCACAGUUCUUGUCCACAUGGUUCACCUGGACGAUUCGGACAUCAAGCUUCUAUCUGCUUCAGGCACACAUGUGGCGCAUUGCCCGACUUCCAAUGCCAAGCUCGCAUCUGGAAUUUGCCGAGUCCCCGAGCUCCAGCAAGCCGGGGUCAACAUCGGGUUGGGAACUGAUGGCGCUCCAUGUAACAACACGUGUGAUCUCCUGCAAGAGAUGAAACUCGCCGCGAUCAUCCACAAGGGAAUCUCGCAAGAUCCGACCGUCGUCCCGGCAGAGAGCGUACUGGAGAUGGCUACCAUCAACGGCGCCAAAGCCCUUGGCCUGGACGACCGGAUUGGCAGCCUGGAGAAAGGCAAGAAGGCGGAUUUUGUAGCGAUCGACGUUCGUGGAAUCCAUACGCAGCCAUGGUUCAACCCGGUCAGUGCGGUUGUGUAUACCGCCACGGGCCACGAUGUUGAUACUGUCGUAGUGGACGGUAAGGUUGUUGUCCAGAACGGCGCCUUGUUGACCAUGGACGAGGAAGAGAUCGUUCGAGAGGCGAAGAGGAGAAGCAAGGAGGUAGUUGAAAGAGCGGGAUUGGGUCUCAAGGUUCAGCCUCGUUGGCCUGUCGAGUAA
This is a messenger RNA of Penicillium olsonii, 1389 nucleotides long. The record is from the annotation of a GenBank genome assembly. Lineage: Eukaryota; Fungi; Ascomycota; Eurotiomycetes; Eurotiales; Aspergillaceae.